CACGGGGAGUUGUUUUGGGGAAGAGGUUACUGUAUACUGUAAAUCAGCUCAUUAGCAGAGGCCAGGUUCAGUCUUGUUCACACGGCAACAUGUGACUGUCGGUAACAGGCUUCACACACCACGACCCACAUAAAGGUGGAUUUCUUACUGUAUGGAUCUAUUUCUCCUGCUCGCGCGAGUGCGACAGCGUUUUGUGGAAGUUCCGCGUCAAAAAGCUCUGCUGAGAUGUUUUGGUUCAUGCAGGGACUCUGCUUUCUGCCAGUGUUUCUGGUCAUCUGGUCCUCCAGCACUUUCAUUAUUUCCUACGUGAUUUCGAUUUUCAGAAAAGAUGUCGAUGUAAUCUUCCCGUACAUAAGUGACACAGGUGCAAACCCCCCGGAGAGCUGUAUAUUUGGCCUGAUGACAUUCAUCUCAGCAUGUGCAGGAGUAGUCACCAUGUACGCCAGAUACAAGUUUGUGGAGAAGCUGAGUGUGGAAACAAGGGUGGUGAGCCCGCGCCUGAAUAAAACAGCUCUGGUGCUGGGGAUUCUCUCCUGUUUCAGCAUGUGCAUUGUUGCAACUUUUCAGGAGACAACGGUGGUAAACGUUCAUGAUGCAGGAGCUCUGCUGUUCUUCAUCUCUGGUGUCUUAUAUAUAAUCGUCCAGUCUGUGAUAUCAUACCAAGCCUAUCCGUUUGGAUCCUCAGUGGUUGUGUGUCGAGUACGUCUGGGCAUCUCCAUCCUUGCUGCUGUGGCAUUUUUCCCCACUGUCAUCUGUGCGUUUUUUGUAAAACAAACCACACUGCACAGAGACAGUAAAGACCAGGACUAUCCUUUCCAUCUAGCCAGCGCUGUGUGUGAGUGGGUUGUUGCCUUCAGCUUUGUCUGCUUCUUCCUCACAUACAUCGAUGACUUCAAACUGUUUACCUUACGAGUGAACACAGAGUUUGAGGACUAAUCUUGAUCUCCAACUCCCAGCAGAACUUUGAAUGAACGGUAUUUUCAGGGCUGCAUUUGUUUUAAAGAGUCUUUUAUACUGUAAGGCUUUUAUAACAUCAUGUGUUAUGUGUCACCUGACUGAGUUAGUAAAAUAGCCACUUUUUAUAUUGCUAUUUAUAUAUUUUGUACAACAGGCUGUCUGUCAGAUGUGACGUGACUGACCACAUCCUUUAUCUUUAUACUUUUUAUACAAUCGCAAAUCCUUUUUCAAGUGUCCUUAUUGCGUCCUUAUCGUGUUCAGUCAAACAUCACUUUGCACUUUGCACUCUUGACUCUUUGCUACACUAGUGUGACACGUCCUGUCAGACAUGUGACCACUAAUAAGAGAAGUUCAUCACACAGUGAACAUAUGAUGGCUGCGCAUGGGGCUCCAUCUGAAUACCAGUCAAACUAAUGACACGUUUUUCUGUGGGAGCGUGGUCAGGACUGAAGUUUUGUGAGAAAAGGGGCAAUGAUACACUGAUACUGUAUGUAGGUGCUUAUUUUAUGUACACCAACAAACUGUCUGAAAUAUUACUUGGAUUAUUAAUCAAAUGCUGCUGUUUCAGUAGCAGAAGUUGUUUUUGUUUUAUUUUUACAUUUUCUAAAUUGUGUUUUCUUUGGGUCACUGUAAUGUUGUAACAGUGCAUUAAUGAAGAAAACCCUCUCUAUGGAUGCUCCAAUUCAGCGUUUUGGUUGUGGUAGUAACUGUGCACUCCUCAGUAGGAAGUAGUUUAACUAGUUUGCUCAGUAAGACUGCCAAAUGUAAUUCUUAUAAUACACAGGAAUUGAAGCUGAUCAGAGUUGAAGAGGUUUUUCUCGCUGUGCUUCGCCUCAGCUUUGGUUUAGUGGUUCCUGACGUUUUCACGCUUGUGACCCCACAGAACAAAAUGAAUGUGUUCUUGCAGCCCCUCGUCACAGGUUAAUGCUGACGUGGGUCUUAGGCAGCUCAACACAAGGCUGACUUUUCCUUCUCAAACUGUUUAAUUUGUGGGAUUUUUAGAGUCAAAGUGUCCAGCAGUUAUACACCUGAAAUGCACUCAUUUGAGAAAAGUGCAGCUAUUUUGUGUAAGAGGAAUAUAUUUUAAUGUGUUUCUUAUCUCUUUUAACUCUUACAUUUUUAUACAUUAUAAAGUCCCUGGUUGGGAACCACUGUCAGUACUGCAGCUGUUGUUUUUGUGCUGACAAGUUAUAUGACUGGUCACACUAGAAAAACACAAGCACAGAGGCUGAGGCCCUCUGAGACAAAUCAGGAUUAAUAAUUAAUAAUGAAUUGACUUGACUGAAGGUAAAGAAAAUCAAACUGUUUUGGUCAGAAGUGUUGGCUGUUGGCACUGGCUGAAAUAUUACACUUAGAUCAGCAGCCAUUAGUUUUGGAGGAUCCCUGCUGUGAUCCUGUCUAUAAUGAAGUACUCCAGAACAGACUGGAGGUCACAUGGACACAGAUGAACUCUAGAGGUACUGUAAUAACAAGGGAAAUGUUUUGGUUUUUUUAACUCAAUUACUCUUGUAUUUUUGCAUGUGAUAUAAUGAACUGCACAGAUCGUCACCGCUGAGCUGUAUAAUAAAGAUGCACUUUUUUUUCUUUUUUUUUUAAAAGCAGUCUGUAUGAGUGUUUAUUACAGGCAAACUCAGAUCCAACAAUUCUUGCUCUUGUAAGCAAAGUACUUUCCAGACUUUCCACACUCACUUUUUCACAGUCACUAUGGUGUAAUGUCCAUUCAUAGAAACCUGACCAAACACAGUACAUCUGU
Seriola dumerili (greater amberjack) is the source of this 2710-nucleotide messenger RNA. RefSeq names its product DNA damage regulated autophagy modulator 1 (gene dram1). The record is from RefSeq and is a predicted model, not a curated record. The transcript has 7 exons. The coding region runs from base 226 to 936 and encodes 236 amino acids. Lineage: Eukaryota; Metazoa; Chordata; Actinopteri; Carangiformes; Carangidae. Gene Ontology annotation, cellular component: lysosome. Gene Ontology annotation, biological process: regulation of autophagy.